This is a messenger RNA of Paramisgurnus dabryanus, 6372 nucleotides long. RefSeq names its product SLC2A4 regulator (gene slc2a4rg). Gene Ontology annotation, biological process: regulation of transcription by RNA polymerase II. The record is from RefSeq and is a predicted model, not a curated record. Gene Ontology annotation, cellular component: nucleus. NCBI's taxonomy places the organism in Eukaryota, Metazoa, Chordata, Actinopteri, Cypriniformes, Cobitidae. Gene Ontology annotation, molecular function: RNA polymerase II cis-regulatory region sequence-specific DNA binding; DNA-binding transcription factor activity.
GCGUUGGGCUUCGGCGAGAGAGAGAAAAGCAAAACAACGUUUUGAUCCCAUUUGCCGGCUGCUUGCAUUUUUAGACCGUAGUAAAACACGAUCUCCAUUACUGCAACAGGGAGUUGUAGUCCACACAAUACUGAUAAAUGCAUUGUAACCCGUUCUGCACUAAAAUCAACCGAAAGCUGGUGAUAUCGCUUUAGUUACAUUUAAACCAGGUUGAAAAUGACUUCCAAACGCCUUAUCGAGCAGUCUCGAGCCGGCGAAAGUGCGCACGAGGGGGGCUGCGUCGGACAGCGCGACCCUGUCAUCGCAGUGAUGAUAGCGACACGCGAGAACGGAGCGUUGAAUGGAAAAGCUUGUAAAAUAAACGCGCUCCAGGAAAGUGCUUUUAAGAAUUCAGGCAAGGAAACCUCUCCGAAUGGACAUUUUUAUACCUCAACAGGAGAGAGGCACUACAUUCAUAAAAAAUUUGCAUGUGGCAGAGAGGAGGAUGAACAUAGCUCAGCAUCAGGUGGGCUCAUUAAACAAGGCUGUCCUGCUCGUUGCCUGAUCUUAAAUGGCCACAGGAUACAAGACCAAAUCAACAUGGAGGUUCGGAGCCCAGUAGGAGGGCCAGAGGAGCUUGGAUGUCGUCUGCCAUCCCCCAGGUCCUCGCACCCGUACAUGUCCUCCAUCAUCCCCGUCCCUCAAGACAGGAGGCCUUCUGGUCUUGCUGAUAAGGAGGUGUUAGCCGCCACCGUCCUGACCACACUGUCCACCAGCCCACUGGUGCUAAACCCCGCCCCCAGCAUCUCAGGUGUAGAGCUGGCAGCUAAAGGCUGGAAGGAAAGCCUGUCGGCCAGCUACAGCAGCUCCACCAGUGGGAACUGGAGCUGGGACGCUAGUGACCAAUCAGUGCCCUCCACCCCAUCCCCACCUCUUUCCAAUGAUGCCGGAAAAAGCUUCCUGCUUUCUCAGAGUGAUGACAACAUUGAGGAAACUGAGAGUACACACUUCCUGUUUGAGGACCCCAUCCCCCGGAAACGAAAGAAUUCCAUGAAGGUGAUGUUCAAGUGUCUGUGGAAGAACUGUGAUAAAGUCCUCAGCACAUCCUCAGGGAUCCAGCGGCACAUUCGCACCGUUCACCUGGGGCGAAAUGGAGAUUCCGAUUACAGCGAUGGCGAGGAGGAUUUUUAUUACUCGGAAAUCGAGGUGAACAUGGAUACGCUUUCCGAGGGGCUCUCCAACCUCACGCCCACCUCCCCCACUACAUGCGGGCCGCCCCCUGUGUUCCCUGUCCUGGCUUGUGAUGCAUUUCGCUCUGAGCCCGCCCAUGUCAUCAACACCCCACUCAGCCAAUCAGCGCCGUCCGCGCUGUGCCACAUCCGCACUGACCACGCUUACCAGGCCACAACCCCUGUCAGCAUUCCCAGCAUGCCCUCCGAACCGCCUCACAGCGAGGACAGGAUCAGUGUAUCCUGGCAAUCGCCCCCUGUUAUAUUUAAAGGGCUACCGGGCCCGAUGACUCAAAUCCGCACUGUUAGCAUUGGCGAGAAGAGACAACCUGUUAACCACACCACCACCACCACCAGCAAAACUCACACCAGCAGCACCGCCACUGCCAAACCAAGUAAUGGAAGCAGAAAACCCCGCGGUGAAGCCAAGAAGUGUCGGAAGGUAUACGGCAUGGAGAAGAGGGACCUGUGGUGCACGGCGUGCCGUUGGAAGAAGGCCUGCCAACGCUUUACUGACUGAGCUUUGAACUUUUUACUCCCUCAAACUGUGCUUCUCUAUCACCGGUGUUCCCACGAAUCGAGCACCGCUUGUUGUCCGUACUCUCAGAAAUGACUUGCGAGAGCUUGACGUAAUGUCCUUCUGAGGGACGUGGCGUUUAAACGUCACCGUUUCCUCCGAGCCACAAGAGGGUGCUCUUGUUUUUCCUACAGCUUCCGUAGCGGAACACUGAGAUUUUAUUAAAAAAUAAAAAAUAAAAAUACUGCAGAAAAAAGAUAAAAGUGAAAAAGGUUUUCGAAAAAAUAAGCAUAUCGGCUUUUGCGUUAUAUGCGUUGUUAUAUAAAGGCAAAAAGGAAGAUUUUGCAUACGAAAUCCAGAAACAAGACACUUUCAGAUGCAGGUUUUGUCGUUUAUUACAGUAGCUGAAGCUUAUGCUGAAGUUUAUGUGUGGCAGACUUUAUACAUGGCAGUUUUUACUGUUGUAAGCUAACGUUUGCGAUUUUGUAUUGAGUGAGUGUUUUGAGCAGUUAACCUUCUUAGCUAUGGUUACACCUAUCCAACAAAUCAAAUCAAUGUUUGUUUUACGUGGACAAAAUCGCUUUUUGUAAACUUUGACAUUGUUUAAAAUCGAACUCGGCAAACUGUGUAUGGAUUUAACGCUUUGUUUUGCCUAUAAGCACUUUUUAACAGCCAUGAAAAAAUUCGCUUUCGUAUUUUGAUACACAUUUUAGCAUCGCUGUUUCGUACUGGAAAUCACGUAAAGGAUUCUCGCGCACUUGACGCUUUGGUGUAACCGAGAACUAUUUCAACAAGCUUUGCUAAAGUUUCGUCUCAUAAUACCUCUAAAGAAAAAUGAGCCUUUGAGAGAGAGAGAGAGAGCCUUGUGUGUACUUCAGCACGAGCAGUUGUAGUGCAAGAAUGUAAAAAUGGCCUCUCUUCACGCUAAUGCACCGAAAAUCAUUUUGCCCCUUCCAGUUUAGCAGCCUCUUCAUAAGCUAACAGGUUUAUUCCUAUCAGUCCACAGUAUUAAUUUCAUGGCAGGCACUUUACUUCGCCAUAAACCUUCAAAUGUAAGACAAUCUACUGUUGAGGAAAAUGUUUUAGCCCAAUUAGGAUGUAGCGUUCGUGCAUGUCCAACCAGCUACAACAAGACAUCCCUACUGUAUGUUGUGUGAGCCAGUACCGCAAUACCUAGAGCUUUCCACACAAAUGUACAACUUCCUGCAUAUGUUGUGUAGUCUUUGUGGAAAAUCUGUCCCACACUGCACUUUCUAUAAAGUCAUUUUUUACGUCUAAUUCAGCACAUAGAUAAAACGUAUACGAAUGAUCAGUACUGUUUUGCACCAUACAGAAGUCUGAUAUAUGUAAACACGUGGAACGGUGUGGCAAUCAAAAGUUUACGGACACCUUGCAGAAUCUGGAAAAUGUUGGAAUAUUAAGAUUUUUGCAAAUUAUGGAUUGUUUUUUAAUUCCGUUCUGCCCUGAACAAGUUAUAAAAAAAACAAAAAGUUAACAUAAAGUUUGUACUACAGAAUAAAACAUGAAUUUCGAAAAAUAACCCAAAAGUUACAUACACCUGAUUGUUAAAGGGACACUCCACUUUUUUUAAAAUCUGCUCAUUUUCCUGCUCCCCUAGAGUUAAACAUUUGAUUUUUACCGUUUUGGAAUCCAUUCAGCUGAUCUCCGGGUCAGGCGCUACCACAUUUAGCAUAGCUUAGCAUAAUCCAUUGAAUCUGAUUAGACCAUUAGCAUCGCACAAAAAAAUAACCAAAGAGUUUCAAUAUUUUUCCUAUUUAAAACUUGACUCUUUUAGGCACUGCGUAAUAUCACUACGCCAGCAGUAAAGUCCUUGAUUGUUACGCCAGAAUGAGAGUAUAGUUCCUAGCCAUAAUCACAACUUUUAAUUUUCUGUUAGUCUUAGUACAUGAUGUAACUACAGAAGAGUCAAGUUUUAAAUGGGAAAAAUAUUAAAACUCUUUAGUUAUUUUUUAGCGCGAUGCUAAAGGUCUAAUCCGAUUCAAUGGAUUAUGCUAAGCUAUGCUAAAAGUGCUAGCAGCAGACCCAGAGCUGAUAGCUGAUCCCGUUCCCCUGUCUCUAACCAACACUUUCCUGUCGACUUUACUGUCUAAAUAAAGGCCAAAGAAGCCUAAAUAAAUAAAUAAAAAAACUAUUCACAGGUAAAAACUUAAAAUAGUAAGUUGAAUUGACUUGCAAAACCAAGUUGUUUUAACUAUAUGCUUCAUUUUUUGUCAGUAAAGGCAAAAUUGCUGUUUACUAUGGAGGCUUGACCUAAAAAAGAUGAAAGAUGUCUUCAUGGCAACAUAUUGUGUUGACCCAAGGACAACAUUUUUGUAAAUAAACCUUAACCCACCCCCAAACCUAACCAUAACUGAACCCUAACAUUAGAGGAAAAUGAUAAGUGAAAAGUAAUGGUCUAGAAUUAACUUAAACUUGAAACAAACGGUAAACUUAUUUCUGAAAUCUGAUUGGUUGAUUGAAAUUGGUCAACAUAAUGUUCAACCACUCCACAAAAUCAGGAGAGCAGCUGUGCUGACAAGAAAUUUGUAAUAUAAUUCAAAAUUACACUGAAAUAAAGUAUGCAUUCGAUUUAAUCAUUUUUUUAAGGUAAGUGGUUGCAAUCAAUUUAUUUAAGCUACAUUUAAACAAAAAAAUUGAAGAAAAUAAAAUAAAAACUUUUGUUUAAAUGUAGCUUAGAUUGUAUCGAGCCCCUAAGGUGACAUUGGAGUAAAAAAAUCUCACGUUUAGUUUCAUGUGCUCACGCGAAACGUUCAUGUGCUCACGCGAAACCUUCAUGUGCAGAAUUUUUUUUUUACGUUUAGUUUCGCGUGCUCACGUGAAACUAAACUUAAAAAAAACUUCUGCACAUGAAAGUUUCGCGUGAGCACAUGAAACUAAACUUUAUUUAAUUUUUGUUCCAUGUCCCCUUAGGGGCUCCGUAAAAACACGAUACAUGAUACAACAUAAUAAUAAACUGAUUUUAUAAUGUUUGUCAAAACAUUCUCGUUUUGGAACCAAACUCUUUGUUUGCACAUUUCUUGACUCCACAGCAAACAGAGCAAUUUUGCCUUUAUUGUCCCGGUACUUAUGGAGGGCACUUUUUAAGCGACAUAUAGUUCCAAAAUGGACAACUUAAUUUCCUCUGUCACAAGUAUGACUACAUAUAUUAGAUUCUACAUAUGUGCUUCAUGUUUUGCACAUAUACUUUAUAAUAUACGUCUCAAAUCAAACUGUUUAAUUUGAACACAGGGUUAAACUUUUAUAUACAAUUAACUUAUAUGUGUUCACAUAUCAGACUUCUGCAUAUGUGUAUGUACAUUCUGACACGUCUUCAAUUGUGCUAAACGUCCUCUUUCUCUUCACAUAGAGAUGAUCAUGUAAUGUCUUUGUGUCCGUAUGCAUACAGCUGGGUGGACACGCAAUGUGUUGUCUUGACCCAAUUCAAUAAGCUGUUCACAUGUUAGCGCUUGAAGCUUACAGUGACUAGACGUGUAAAUCUGAUCUAUUGGAGAACAUUAAACCCUGACUUUUUAUCUCAUAGUUUUAUUCAAUCAUCUUGUUGUGUCAGAUCAAACAAAAGCUAUUAAUGCUUUGUAAAUGACGGGAAUCAAAGACACAUUUGGCCAAGUUACAUAAAGUAUGCCAAAUGUCAAUCAAAGUGUAUUGUUCAAUCACAGCUCGGAGGAACUCUUCUUUUCUCUUUCCCAUUGGUCAGAAAGAAGAGCGCGUCCGUCUCAUCAUCAUCAUCAUCAUAACCUUCACUAAGUGCCAAUGAGAAGAACAAGAGGGGAAAAUUGAAUUGCACUAACUUGUACUGCACAAAGCGUAUAUAUAUAUAUAAAUAUAUUUUUAUGAACAUUUUCUUUUAAGCAGAAAUUGAAGUUUUUAAAAAGACAAAGUUUAGUGGUUAUAUGUGACCGCCAUCGUUUUAGGUUUUUAUUGGGUCAGGGAUGGGGUCUGUUCACCGACCUCCCAACGAAUAAGCUCACUCGGCGGUAUUUUAUGAUGUCGUGCCCGUUUUUUGCGGGUCUUACAUUAGAUGUCCGAAGGUUUCUCGCCCGCCCUCAGUGAUUUAACUACAGGCCUCAUAAUUUCAAGAUAAUAUCGUUGUUUUGAUAUGUGAUGGCUUUACCCUUGUGAACGAGUCAAAUAGUGACGCUUAAAAUCAAAUCGUAUCAUUUCAGGGGGUUGAGCCAAAAUCACUGUUUUGGCCACUUUGCCAAGACUCGGAUUUGAAAAUGCUGGGUUAGCGUUGGGUCAAAAAGGGACAUACGCAACCCACUGGGUUGUAAUUUAACCAAUGCUAGGUUGUUUACACCCAAAAUGCUGGGUUAUUUGAACCUAUUGUUGGGUCAAGGAUUUUUCUGGGUUAAUUUAAUCCAACGGCUGGGUUUGUCUCUUUUUGAUUGAAAUAACCCAGCGGAGCGUUGAAACCAAUAGAGAUUGCCUUUUUGUGUCAUGAAUAUAAUGUGUAUAUAUUCAUUGUAUAUUUUGGGGACGUGGGGAAAACAUCAAAGAAUGUAAAAACUACAAAAUUCAACGCCUGUUUGUUUUCAUCUCCUGUCCCGCAUCAAUUUCUGUAUUUUCUUUUAAUAUCAGAUGUUUUCUUAAGUUGUGCUUUUCUGCACUUGCAGAACGCUUUCAUGC